GGACGUAUUCUGAAGUGACGCAAGCUUAGCGCUUAACGGCAUGCGUUUUAUUACAAUAUUCUCUAUUCUACUUGUUUCAAAUCCAUUUAAAACUUUACUAAUAAGCACAUGACCAAUUAGAGAAUUAGUAGCAGUAAACUUGGAAGAUGGCACGCGAAUUUGAUCAUCUUUUCAAACUGCUGAUUAUCGGUGACAGUGGUGUCGGUAAGAGCUGUUUACUUCUACGAUUCGCUGAUAACACAUUUUCGGGUAGUUAUAUCACGACAAUAGGUGUAGAUUUCAAAAUAAGAACUCUAGAAAUAAACGGUGAACGAGUGAAGUUGCAAAUAUGGGAUACGGCUGGUCAAGAAAGGUUCAGGACCAUAACGAGCACAUAUUACCGAGGGACUCAUGGCGUAAUUGUAGUUUAUGAUGUCACUAAUGGAGAGUCUUUUGCUAAUGUCAAGCGAUGGCUGCAUGAGAUCGAGCAAAAUUGUGAUGUCGUAAAUAAAGUUUUGGUGGGAAACAAGAAUGAUUGCCCUUCAAGAAAGGUGGUGGUUACAGAGGAUGCGCAGAGGUUUGCGAAUCAAAUGAACAUACCUUUAUUUGAAACUAGUGCAAAGGAAAAUAUCAAUGUGGAGGAAAUGUUUCUUACAAUCACUAAAAUGGUAAUUUCUGAAUUAGUAUUUUAUCAUCCUUUAUUAUUUUUCAUUCAUGUAUGGAAUUGUCUAACAAGAAUAAAAAGUAUGGCUGUCACAAAUGGUGAAAAAUGUGAGUUUGCUCAUUAUAAAUUAAAAAAAAAAAAACAUGAAAUGCAUUAUUUCUUAAUACAUACAAAUGUACAAACAAUGUUAGGUUUAAUAAUGACAAAGUUUGAAUGAAUAAUAAUAAUAAUACUUUAUUGUCACACCAUUUUUAUUCCUGUUCUAUAUUUGAAGACUUUCAUUAGUAAUGUUAUUUUUAACUAAUAUUUCUGCAACUGGGUGUAAGCAUCACACAAAGCAGUAACAAAUAAGAUUGAUUACAGUAUCACAAGGUAUUAAAAUUGUUCUUCAUUUUGUGUUAUAUGAGAACAUAUUGGAAAACUUAAUUUUUAUAUAUGUAUAACUGUCAUUGGCUUUAACUGAAAUGUUACAAAAAAUGUCUUAUAAAAAUGGCCUCAUUCCAAAUGAUUUGUACCAUUCACCAAUAUCAUUUUAGUUUUGGGAAGAUACUCACUGUUUAAAAAUCAAUUUUUGAAAUCUAUCAUGUUUUAAUUACAGGUACUAAGAUCUAAAUUAGAAAUGAAGGAGAGGCAAAAUGUGACAUCAAAUGACACUGUCCACCUAAAAAGAAGUCAUAAAACUAAAAAGAAAUGCUGCUAGUGGUUGCAGGCAACGGCUCAGUGCCAUGGACGUUGCUUAUACUAUGCUCAAAUACAGAGAGAUAUGUUGCACAACCCUAGCAGGGUGACUCAACAACAUAUACAAAAGUAUACCAAGGAGAAUUUAAUCAAAGUUAACAUUGUAAGGUGCAUUUUUUUAUUAUAUAUCACAAUAGUCCUUGACAGUGUUAAUGAUUACAGUAUGAAGUCUUUGUAUUAAUUAUGUAUCAUCAUAAUUUUUAUCAGUUAAAAAGUUAUCAGUUUUGUGUUACAGUUUCGAAACUGCAAUGAUAAAUGAUAUUGCUUACAUUCUAAUGUUAGUUGUUUGCUGGGUUGAACAAUCUCAUUAUGGAGCAUGUACAAUAUAUGGAAAAAUUGAUUCCUAAAAUUACAUUAGGAUAUUAUGAAUGCAUAGUUAAUGUGUAUGAUUGUAUUCCCAUUAUAUCAAAAUUUAUGUGAUGGUGUGUUGUGUAUUAUAUAUGAAGUGUUGCAUAUAGGAUAUAAACGUGUAAUACUAAUUUAAUGAAACAACUUUUGGAUGGUUUUAAAUUGUGUAAUUUGUAGUUUUUACUUGUUUUUAGACAUUUGCAGACAAAUCCUUUGCAGGCUCUAAGCACAUCUCAAAUCAAUAGCGUUAAAACCUAUCAAAGUUUUAUUCAUUAAAUGAGUAGUGUGCAUGAAAAUUAAUUUAAUGUCUUGUUUAACAUUUCUUUUUGCUGUAGCCAAUUGGAUUCACAUUAUAAUAUUGUUUUAAUUUAAAGUAUUAUGACAUUACAACAAUCAAUGAUUCUUGUAAUUUUAAUUUAAAUGUGUUUAUUUCUAAAUUUACUAGCCCAGUGUUUUAUAUAGUCAAUUCCACUUUACAAGUUAUUAUCUCUGAAUUUCAUAUUGGCAGUAUUGAAUUAUUUACUCAGAAUUGAUAUUUAUUUAUUUGGUAUUUAAGAUUAUAAAAUUAAAAACCUAGUUUUCAUUUGAAACUUAGAUAAUAGAAAUUGGAGAUGACUGGAGGGAGCUUAUGGAAGUGGAUUAUUAUUUUGUGAAAUGCUUGCUUAACUUUGUAUUAAGUUGUUAAACAAAAAAGAGCUUUGAGUUAUGUGAUAAUAAUCAGAAUAAAUGAUAUUUGUACAUAUCUCCUUAGUUUCUAUAAUCUGAGGUUUAAAGAAAUAUAUGUAAUUAUGUAAAAUUUUCAUAGCAAAAUUAAACAAACAAAUUAUUUAAAACAGUGAUAAAUUGUCAACUUCGAUACUUUAUACUUGUGGAUAAUAUAAAAAAAUAAGGUUUCAUCUGGUGUUCUCAACUUCUUACUACCAGAAAGAUCAUUUUCUC
Molecule: messenger RNA, 2668 nt
Organism: Diatraea saccharalis (sugarcane borer)
Lineage: Eukaryota; Metazoa; Arthropoda; Insecta; Lepidoptera; Crambidae
Source: the annotation of a GenBank genome assembly